CUCGUACGUGGUGAGAGCAAAGGACAAGAGCAUUGAAACAUCAGUUUCUCGAUAUUCAGACGGAGACAUUUCGCGUUUUGUCGCGGCUCGCGGCAUCGGUCGACGGGUACGAUAUACACGCGCGAGAGUGGACGACGUGUCGCGCUGACGUUGCGCGGUGUAAACAAGGUGUACCUAAAAUACGCAUUCGUGUGCGCCGCACGGAGGAGGGAGAGCAAGGCAGGGGCAGCAGCGCGAGCCGUUUAUUAUUAUGGCGAUCGCACGCUUUUAGCUCGGUGAACAGCUGACGCGGCUGAUGUUUUUCCCGCGCGGUGUACCAUAACGCGUGUACACACGACACGCUCGUGAGAGCGCCGACGAGGUCCCGAACGGUGUGCACGGGGUCGGUCGACGGGGGUCUCGCCCCGGCGGGUCUUGCCUCGCUCCGCUUUUGUUGACAACACACACACGGUAGUCGCGGGUUCCCUCGCCGCGGGAAGAUGCGUAUUGACGUGUCCUAAUGACGUAAUUGGUCGAAGAGGCGAGACGGCCCUCGCGAAUGUCCACGUAUGUUUGUAAUGAGGCCACGCGUUUGAAACCUUCGCUUUCCUCCGGUCGCGAAGCUAUGAAGUCCAACGGGGCCGCCGUCGUGCUCCUGUCGCUGCUCCUGGCGUUGUUCCUCGUGAGCAGCUCCGCCGCGGAGCUGGAGACCGGCUCGAAGAAGCGCGGCGACAUCACGCAGAAGUCGAAUACGAACGAGGAGACGGAGGAGGAGGUCGCGAUCGAGGACAUGGAGAGCGCCUUCGAGCAGCUGCGCGAGCUUAGCGCGCUGCGGGACACGAUAAUGAAGCUCGUGCCGACGUCCGACCCGAUCUACGAGAAGAUCGGCAAGCAGACGGGCAGGAAGGAGGACGGGGAGGGCGGCAAGACGGAGGCCGCCAGCAAGGAGACCGUGGAGAAUCCGGGGACGAGAAACGUAUGGAUGAAGACUAUGAUAGCUCAAACGAAGGACACGGAUUCCUUGGUUCUGAAUGAGAGGCCGUUCGAUGAGGAGGAUCUGGAGUCCUGGGAAGUUCAGGAGCUGUACAUGCUCGACGAGGAGGUCAAAGAGCCAUUGUCGGCGGAACAGCAGGCAGCCGAGCAGUUGUUUAAGAAAGCGGAAGGUAUCAUAAAUGCGAUGCGCGCUAACAAACACGAGGGUUACAGACUGCUCGUCGAGGCGGCCAAGUUGGGCCAUCGAGAGGCCAGAUCUAUACUGGCGUGGGGGAGAUUACUCGGAACUCCUCUGGGCUCUCCUUCCCUGCGAGUAGCUAUUGACGAUAUACCUAAUAUAUUUCAAAUAUUCAAGGAGCUCGCAGAUACGGGACUCCCAUCUGCUCAUAUGGGAAUGGGAUUUUUAUAUGCGACUGGUAUUGGUGGCGUUAAUGCUUCUCAAGGAAAAGCUUUACUUCAUUAUACUGUAGCUGCUCUCGGUGGCGAUGUUCGCGCUCAAAUGGUAAUGGGAUAUCGUCACUGGGCGGGCGUAACGACACCGGCCUCUUGCGAGCGUGCGUUAGACUUUUAUCGGAAGGUAGCGAAGAAGGUCGCAGAGGAAGUCUCGCUGAGUGGCGGUCCGGUGGUACAACGGGUUCGUCUCUUGGACGAGCACGAGAACCCGGGCUACACGUCCGGAAUCUUCGAUCAAGAUUUAAUAGAGUACUAUCAAUUGUUGGCCAAGAAGGGCGACACUCAAGCGCAGGUCGGACUUGGACAGCUUCAUUAUCAAGGGGGUAGAGGAGUUCCUUUAGAUCACGAAAGAGCAGUGCAAUACUUUCAACAUGCUGCCAACGCCGGCAAUCCAGUAGCUAUGGCUUUCCUUGGAAAGAUUUAUUUAGAAGGAAGUGAAAUUGUUAAACAAGAUAAUGAAACGGCAUAUAAAUAUUUCAAAAAAGCUGCAGAGUUAGGCAACCCAGUGGGACAGAGUGGAUUGGGUCUGAUGUACUUAUACGGAAUGGGAGUGGAAAGAAACACCGCUAAAGCGCUGCAAUAUUUCAGUCAAGCUGCAGAACAAGGUUGGGUCGAUGGACAGUUGCAGUUAGGCAACAUGUAUUUCAGUGGCAUAGGCGUCAGGCGAGACUACAAAAUGGCAAAUAAGUAUUUUAAUUUAGCCAGUCAGUCCGGCCAUGUCCUAGCGUACUACAAUCUCGCUCAGAUGCACGCCACUGGCACUGGCAUGAUGAGAAGUUGCCCGACGGCCGUGGAAUUGAUGAAAAACGUUGCCGAACGAGGAAAAUGGAGCGACCAGUUGAUGGUGGCGCAUACCGAUUACAGAGAAGGCAGAGUGAACGAGGCGUUCCUCAAUUAUGCCUUGUUUUCCGAAAUGGGCUAUGAGGUUGCGCAGAGUAACGCGGCAUUCAUUUUGGACAGGGGAGAAACCGAUAUUUUAUCGGAAGAGGAAGGCUUAGUCCGAACUCUGGCGCUGUGGGCGCGAGCUGCCGCGCAAGGUUAUUCCGCUGCGCAGGUGAAACUUGGGGAUGCGCAUUACUACGGCAGAGGAACAAAAGUUGAUUACGAGGUUGCUGCGGGUCAUUACCGUUCGGCGUCCGAGCAACAACACAACGCUCAGGCGAUGUUCAAUCUGGGAUAUAUGCACGAGCGUGGUCUAGGUUUAGCUAAAGACCGACAUUUAGCCAAGCGGUGCUACGAUUUAGCCGCGGACGCCAGUCCCGACGCGCGAAUACCUGUAGCCCUAGCUCUGAUCAAACUUUCUUUCCUCUUCGGCCUUGAUUACCUGCAAGAGUUCAGUUUGGUCGAUCAAUUGGAUAAGUGGGAUCAAUUGCUCGGACAAAAUUGGGAUCUAUAUCUUAUCGGAUUUCUCACGGGAAUGCUUAGUCUCAUUAUAUACUUCCGCAGACCGGAGCCACCUCCCCCACCGAGACCUCCUGUUAACUAAAUUUUGUACUUUUCAUUCUUCAUUUUAUCUCGUAUACAUAUAUGAAUAUACAUAGAUUUUUCUAGACUAAGCUUGGAAAGAAUUUUAUAAGAGAUUCGUAUUUGGGACAUCGUUUUUGAUAAACAUCCUUCCGAUGAUGCAAGUUGAAUAACCUCGAGUUUAAUAUUUCAGUGCGUUAAUAAAUGUAUAUAUCAUAGUAAUUUACUUCUAACUCAGAGAUUAUUCCUAAAUUUGUUGAAAAUUGUACAACGCCAUAACUGAUGAACUGGUGAUUUUCUUUUUAAUAUAAAUUACUUUGAGUUUACUUCGUGCUAAUAUGUGGACUCUAAGCUUAGUUCCUAGUUUGUAAAAUUCCAUUUUAAGCUCAAUGUAUAUCAUGUGAGUAGGGAUAUUGUUCCAUAAAUGAACGGGUUUAUUACAAACAAUUUUAGAGUUCCCUCUUUUUGCAAAAAAAAAAACAAUACGAUAUAUCAUCUGAUUCAUUUAAAUUCAUGAUUAUUAUUUUCUUAUAAGUAUAACAUUGAACUACCUUUGCAAUAAUAUUAUUUUGUGGUAGUUUUGUACAAUUAAAUCACUUAUAUGUAUAGCUUUUUUUCAGUGACGUAUUUGUAAUUAUCACAUUUGUAAUUAUCUUAGAUUACACAUGAUACAUAUUAAAAUAUUUACAAAACAUUGCUGUAAUAUAAAAUACGAAUUAAAAGGUUGUUGAUUAUUUAUCUACUAAAAUUGUUUUAUUGCCAAAGAAUAUGUUACGAUCUUUACGUGCACGAUAUUGCAGUGGCUGUGUAAACAAUUGUAAUUAUGCAAAUAGAUUAGAUUGUACAUAUGUCAAAAUUGAGUGAAAUGGAGAAUGUUAGGAGUAUGCAAGUGUCAUUGGUGCAUAGAAUAUGUGCCAAGUAUUGAUAUUUCUUAUAUUACGUAUUCUUAUUUUACAACUUGUUCUAUUACAUUAUAUGCAGGAUACACCAGAGUUUAUAAUGUAGCUUACAAUAUAUUGCAAUGUAAAUAAAAUCAAAAUACGAAUUUA
Molecule: messenger RNA, 3938 nt
Organism: Wasmannia auropunctata (little fire ant)
Lineage: Eukaryota; Metazoa; Arthropoda; Insecta; Hymenoptera; Formicidae
Gene: Hrd3
Product: protein sel-1 homolog 1
Exons: 7
Coding region: 539-2911 (790 amino acids)
Biological process (GO): ERAD pathway
Cellular component (GO): endoplasmic reticulum membrane
Molecular function (GO): protein binding
Source: RefSeq, a predicted model, not a curated record